UCACCGCCGCAGUCAAGCUGCCACUGUUAUCCAGCACAUGGCCAGAAGAUUCCUUCUGAGACGCAGGAAAGAAAAGUUUCGGCAUGGAAUUAUAAAGGCGCAGACCCUUUGGAGAGGUCAUAGCUCAAGAAAAUUCCAUGAUACCUCCAAGGUCAUUUCCAUCCGACAUUGCCUCAGGAAAGUCAACAGGAAAGCCAAAGAAGACAAGCUGUAUCACAAGACCAAGACUGCCCUGAGUUACCUUCUGGAAUAUCACAAUUAUACCCACAUUCUUAUGGCCUUAAAGAAUUCAGAGACUGCAACCAGACUUUCACCAGGGUGUUGUGAGCGCAUUGUGAACAGUGGAGCCACAUGCACCGUCUUCACCCUGAUAAGGAGCUGCGACCGCAGUGUUCCUUCCAUGGAGACCAUCACCUUGGCAAUCCAAGUUCUUUUCAAUUUAUCAAAGUACAACAAAACCAUAGAUACGGUUGAGGUGGAGGACUCUGUGGACACACUCUUGGACCUGCUCCAGAUCUACAGAGAGAAAGCUGGGGACAAGGUGGCUGACAAAGGAGGCAGCAUCUUUACCAAAGCAUUUAUUUUGGUGAUUUUGGUACAGGAUGAAGGACGUGCAAUGGGGGUAAGAACGCUUCCCAGGGCCUCAGACCGUAUAUGCAACGUUUACCACCUUACAAUACGAAAGUACAAAAUGGACACCCAGAGCACCAAAGUCAAACAGAGGAUGAAUGUCUCACAAAAUGGAAACAUCCUUCUGCAAGCCACUCCCCAGAAAUCCAAGUCAAUGGCAAGGUAUGUUUGAGAAGUCUUUACUUGAUUGUACACUAUGCAUGUGUGCUUAACUGUACGUGUUAUUCUAACCACUAAAAGCUAGCUAGCCAAGCUGUGUCACCGACUUUAUAAAUUCCCUAUAAUUCUGUAAGCUCUAUAUUGUUGGAGAGUAAGACUAGAGAUAACUUUUACUUUAAU
Messenger RNA from Electrophorus electricus (electric eel), 969 nucleotides. Lineage: Eukaryota; Metazoa; Chordata; Actinopteri; Gymnotiformes; Gymnotidae. The record is from RefSeq and is a predicted model, not a curated record.